Messenger RNA from Syzygium oleosum, 1322 nucleotides. Its product is annotated as cytosolic sulfotransferase 15-like. The record is from RefSeq and is a predicted model, not a curated record. NCBI's taxonomy places the organism in Eukaryota, Viridiplantae, Streptophyta, Magnoliopsida, Myrtales, Myrtaceae. Gene Ontology annotation, biological process: sulfation. The transcript has a single exon. Gene Ontology annotation, cellular component: cytoplasm. Gene Ontology annotation, molecular function: sulfotransferase activity. The coding region runs from base 72 to 1061 and encodes 329 amino acids.
GAUCAGUGCUUAACUUUCAUGUGCUUGUUUCGAUUCGUACUCAAACACCAAGCCUCAGCGGUACCACCACCAUGGCACACCGGCAACUUCCUUCGCAGUCCGCCGUCGUUGGUACUGAAGAGCAUGACCCGGAGGCCAUCGACGAACUAAUUUCUUCGCUUCCCAUAAGCAAAGGUCCGGUUCGUCCUGUCCAUAGCCUUUACCAAAACUUUUGGUGCCCGAUGCCCAUGCUUCCCAACGUGAUCGCGUUCCAGAGGCACUUCGAAGCCAAAGACAAGGACAUUUUCCUGGUCUCUAAUCCCAAAUCAGGAACCACCUGGCUAAAGGCCCUAGUGUUCUCCGUCGUUAACCGCUCUCACUUCGACAUCUCUAACACGCCCUUGCUCACUUCGAACCCCCAUGAAGUCGUUCCUUCCGUCGAGCUUAAGCUGUGGCCCGACCUCGACGACCCGGCGGAGCCACGGCUCCUAUCGACGCACAUCCCUUACCCAUCCUUGCCGGAGAGCGUCAAGCGGUCGGACUGCCGGAUCAUUUACAUCUGCCGGAACCCAUUGGACACCGUGGUUUCCUCCUGGCACUUCUUCCUCGAGACGGCGCGGUCGCAGGACCAGCCGGAGUGGUCCUUUGAAGAGCAUUUCGAGACCUUUUGCCAAGGGCAAAUCGUGUUCGGACCCUUUUGGGAUCACAUCACGAGGUACUGGAAAGAGAGCUUGGAGAGGCCACACAAGGUGUUGUUCCUCAUGUACGAGGACUUGAAGGAAGAUAUUGGAGGACAGCUGAAGAAGGUGGCCAAGUUUGUGGGGCUUCCCUUCACUCGGGAGGAAGAGGAGGGAGGUGUGAUAGAAGAGAUAGCCAAAUUGUGUAGCUUCAGGACCCUGAAGGAUCUGGAGGUCAACAAAUCCGGCAAAUUACCGGGGGCUACCGCGGAAAAGGGAAGCUUUUUUAGGAAGGGCGAGGUGGGUGAUUGGGUUAACUAUCUCACUCCUUCCAUGGUGGAUCGCCUCAACAGCAUCACGCUAGAGAAAAUCAGCCCCUUUGGGUUACAGUUUAAAACAUGUUGAGUGUUAAAUACUCACACUCUCUGUGUGUCGUUAGAAAUAAGCGAAAUGUAAUAGCCGAUCAACAGCGUAACCAAUCUGCUGCUGCAGAAGCUCCAUCAGCUGUGAGCAAUGUCACUUCGGCCUUUACUUCUCCGGCGCCAUCAAUGGAAGGGCGUCAUUUUCUUGUAAUUUGUUGUGAAAGCAAAGCUAGUUUUCUGGACUCUGGCAUGUUACUCGUGGACGUCAGAUCAAUCUAAUCGUUUCCACUCUUAUCAAACAAAA